Molecule: messenger RNA, 2944 nt
Organism: Cephus cinctus (wheat stem sawfly)
Lineage: Eukaryota; Metazoa; Arthropoda; Insecta; Hymenoptera; Cephidae
Product: heat shock 70 kDa protein cognate 4
Exons: 10
Coding region: 286-2214 (642 amino acids)
Biological process (GO): vesicle-mediated transport; protein refolding; cellular response to unfolded protein
Cellular component (GO): cytosol; plasma membrane; nucleus
Molecular function (GO): misfolded protein binding; ATP binding; ATP-dependent protein folding chaperone
Source: RefSeq, a predicted model, not a curated record
UACCGAACCCGACGACAUAUUUAUGAGAGCUCCCAGCUCUCGAUUACAAUCCCGGUGGACGGGCAUCUUUUAUUUUUUUUUAUUUUUCGAACAAAAUUUUACUUCUGAACGGGGCAACGUUAACGAAUGGCAAAAUUCCAAGUGCAUCUCGCAGAAUAACCACUACGUACGGCUCUUUCACCCGGCGAAAGUUUACGUCCGCCAAGCGAAUUUAAAGCAGAUCUCCGGCUCUAAGGAUUCCAGCAUCCACCCAUCCACCCGCACCUCAUACAGAAAUUUUGAAAAAUGUCGACACCAGCCGUGGGAAUCGAUCUUGGCACUACCUACUCAUGCGUUGGAGUUUUUCUUAAUGGCAAGGUUGAAAUAAUUGCAAACGACCAGGGAAAUCGCACGACGCCCAGUUACGUCGCUUUCACGGAUAACGAACGACUGAUCGGCGACUCGGCCAAGAAUCAAGUUGCCAUGAACCCGAGCAACACGAUCUUUGACGCGAAGAGAUUGAUCGGACGAAGAUUCGACGAUCCUGUGGUACAGGCUGAUAUGAAGCAGUGGCCAUUCGCGGUGAUCAGCGAUGCUGGAAAACCGAAGAUCCAAGUGGACUACAAGGGAGAGAAAAAGUCAUUCUUCCCAGAAGAAAUUUCAUCCAUGGUAUUGACGAAAAUGAGGGAAAUAGCUGAGGCCUACCUCGGAAAGACAAUCUCGAAUACCGUGAUCACCGUACCGGCUUAUUUCAAUGACUCUCAGCGGCAGGCCACCAAGGAUGCUGGUACGAUUUCGGGAUUAAACGUUCUCAGGAUCAUCAACGAGCCCACAGCAGCUGCCAUAGCCUACGGCCUGGACAAGCGGGGUCCGGGCGAGAGGAACGUCCUUAUUUUCGAUCUGGGUGGCGGCACCUUUGACGUAUCCGUUCUUACCAUCGAGAAGGGAGUAUUCGAGGUAAAAGCCAUUGCCGGCGACACUCACCUGGGUGGUGAAGAUUUUGAUAGCCGAUUGGUGAGCCACUUCGUCCAGGAGUUUUAUAGGAAAUACAACAAGGAUCUGACCGGCAAUAAACGUGCCAUUAGACGGCUAAGGACAGCCUGCGAGAGAGCAAAGAGGAGCCUCUCGUCUUCUACCCAUGCAAACAUCGAGAUAGAUUCUCUGGUGGAUGGAAUCGAUUUUUACACUCCGAUUACGAGGGCACGAUUCGAGGAAUUGAAUCAGGACCUCUUCAGAAAUACUUUGGAACCGGUAGAGAGGGUGCUGAGGGACGCUAAGAUGGACAAGAGUCGCAUUAAUGAUAUCGUAUUAGUCGGUGGAUCCACUAGGAUUCCCAAGAUACAAAGACUCCUUCAAGAGCUGUUCGACGGGAAGGAGGUGAACAAGUCUAUAAACCCGGACGAGGCUGUAGCCUACGGUGCCGCCGUUCAGGCCGCCAUCUUGCACGGUGACCAAUCGGUUCAGGAUCUACUGCUCCUGGACGUGACUCCUUUGUCACUGGGAAUCGAAACUGCUGGUGGUGUAAUGACGGCUCUUAUAAAACGCAACAGUACUAUACCUACGAAGGAGACCAAAACAUUUACGACUUACUCGGACAACCAGCCGAACGUCCUGAUCCAGGUCUACGAAGGUGAAAGAGCGAUGACCAAAGACAACAAUCUCCUGGGGAAGUUCGAGCUCGCAGGAAUCCCGCCAGCGCCGCGUGGCGUGCCCCAAAUCCAGGUUACCUUUGAUAUCGACGCCAACGGCAUACUGAAUGUCUCUGCGGUCGAGCCAUCCACUAACCGAGAAAACAAGAUCACUAUUACCAAUGACAAAGGAAGAUUGAGUAAGAAGGAGAUCGAGAGGAUUAUCAAAGAUGCUGAGGAGUACCGUGUCGAAGAUGACAGACAGAAGGAGCGUAUCGUUACUAAGAAUAACCUGGAGUCGUACUGCUUCAAUGUCAAGAAUACUGUUGAGGAUGAGAAGAUCAAGGAGAAGAUACCGGAAGCAGACAGGAAGCUCGUUGUUGAGAAAUGUACUGAAAUUAUUCAGUGGCUGGACGAUAAUCAACUUGCUCAGAAGGAAGAGUUUGAGGCGAAACUUAAGGAAGUGGAAAAGGUAUGUGCUCCCGUGAUGAUGAGACUUCAUGAAAGUUCUGGUGGUGCACCAUCCGGAUACAACCAACGCAGUUUUCCAAGUGCAACUGCAGGUAAUACAGACGCUGGAGGACCAACUGUCGACGAGGUAGAAUAAAUGCGAGGCUUCAUUGUAUUCCGGUGUAAUGGGAAUUUGCUGAUAUUGCUAUAUUAAAUUCAGAGACCGUAACCGUAACUGAGACCGAAAUUUCAUAAACGUUAUACCUAAAGCCGUGAGAGAAACCUGAAAUUGCUACCAGUGGUAUACCGAAAGCGAAACUUUUAACCGGAACUUAUUUUAUUCGUAAUGGCAGAGACGAGUAGGGAGAUUCCCAGUAGGCCGAUUUUCUUGAAACCAAUUUCAUUUUGACGUCGACGCGCGACCUGUGCGGAGGACUGUUGAACCAUGCUCACGUUUUUGAUUCGUCGAGUUUAUAUAGACCCCCAAAAAACAUGUGUAAAAAAACUAUACCAAGUACACGAGUGCUGUGAAUUCCUCUAACAAAAAGUCUUAGCAUCAUAUUAUCAAUGCAAAGUACAUAAGUCACUACAUAUUUGCUUAUCACAUGAUCUAGCAGUAGACCAUCAUUUUAAUGGGUAUUUUCAAAAUUUCCUUUAAAGUCUUCGCUACUCGAUUAUAUUUCUACUGCUUCUUAUACCUAAUUCUGAUUUAUCGACCAUUUAAUCAUUAAUAUAACUUGUGACGUAUUCUCUUAACUCUACACCGAUAACGAAAAAUCCGAGAACUAACCUACGUUAUCUUCGGCCGUCCACCCUUCGCUCAUGUAUUCGCAAGCCAGGCGGGCGCCAGCCAAUUCUUUUUUCACAGGGAACUGACGAGCCGGUAU